This is a messenger RNA of Ectocarpus siliculosus, 1914 nucleotides long. NCBI's taxonomy places the organism in Eukaryota, Phaeophyceae, Ectocarpales, Ectocarpaceae. The record is from the annotation of a GenBank genome assembly.
AUGGGGGCGCGAUGGGUUCUGACGACCGUGCUGGCCAUGACCUUGAUCAACCCGAUGGGAGGCCAGGACAAUGGCGACGAAAACGGAGGAGAUGCCGCUGAUGAUGAUGGAACUACGACCGAAGAGGAUGAAGCUGAAGAUUACGAGGAUGAAGACACAGGUUCAGAAGGCACCUCAACGGAGGUCAUCGUGGUUGCGGUCCUCCUGUCUGCGUUGGUGUUGGGAAACGUCGCCUGCGCCGCUUGGUAUUUCCUUCGCAGGUGCAAAACGCCACCGACUCGCCUCCCACACCACCGUUCUGGCAUUGCCGACGCGGAGCUGGAUACGCUUCGAAAGAAGGUCGCGACCGAGAAGAGCAGACGCGAAUUGGCCGAAGCCGACAUGGAGGCCGCGCGUCGCCAACUCAACGCUUAUGAAUCUCUCGUGCUUCGCAGUGAGGUGAAGGGAGUACGUCCCGGCAACGAUUUCCCCAGCGUCCGUUCUGUGCUCCAGGAAAUCAAGCAUGGGUUGAUAGACGAUGCUCUCCGAUGGACGGAGAAGGUUUCAACCCUCGGCGGAUCCCAAGCUGGCUUAACCGCGACGAUACGGGCUGUACUGGAGCACACAUUCCAUGUCUGCAGGAAGGAGGCAAUGCGUUGUCUGGACAAUAGGCUUCGGGCGUUCACGGAGUGCCUAGGCGAAGAUGAACCAAUCUCGCUGUCAGGCGAUAAAUCUAUGAAUCUGGAUACGGAGUACGUCCUGUACACGUGCCUCUGCAGAAACUACAAGACGAUCGUGUCGAUGAAGCCAUCCCAGGUGCAAAACCUCGCCGUCACAAUCGUGCAGCGCUGUAAAGGGCACGAGGACCUUGCGGGAAGCAUCACUUCAGGCAACGCAAGGCCCUUUUUCGAUGCCCUCAUGAAACAUUACCUCCAAGUGUUCAUCGUGAUGGGGCUUCAAAACCCCCCCAUGGGCUUCAAGGACGAUGAUCUAGGCAUGAACACGACUUUCGAUGGAUCUCUUCACCGGUACUGGGCGCCGUGCUCCAACACACCCAUCGGGCAGCAGUGCACCAUCGUCUUCCCCUCAAUUGUGUUGGAGGGAGGCCGCGUAAAUAAUGUCGUAAAGAUCGGAGUGGUUCAUGUCCCGGUCUAGUUCAUUAGGUUGGUUUUGUGAGACACAUGAUCGGCACGGGGUUGCAGCGCCGUGAAGGUGGCCGUUUCAUUUUCCAUUUCCUUCCCUCUCAUGAGGCGACAGAUCUUCAGUUGGUGCUGAUUAGAUGGUGACCUGAUCUGGAAGGUGUGUAAUGUUGAUGGUCGUGAUUCAGUUGGGGGGCUUCUGAAACGCGAUCGGGUUAUCCCUUUGGCCGAUAUUUAGAACAGGGUUUUCCUAAGGGAUCCCAACGCGAACAAAGGUCGCGCGGCCUCGCCGCUGCGCAGUUCACCGUAAUUCUUUUCUACGCAUCCGCGGAACUUUUGUGGGUUUGGUGGGGGGUGCGAUUUAAGUCGAGGUGGAUGAAUAGCGAGUAGGUAGGUCUCUAGAACGACGCAUUUGCAGACUCUCGGGAUGCCUUCCAAGCACGGCGACCCUUACAACUUUGUCACGAUCCAUGAAGUGGCUCUGAGAGAGGUAUGUUGAAGAUUAUCGUCUACAACAUUCGCGUCGAGCGUAGUUGGAGUAUCGCAUUGCGGCGAUCAACAGUAGUAUACAGAUGCACCCCGCCGACCAAGAUCACGAGAACGCCCGCCACGCAGAAGAGGGCGCCGUCCGGAUCGAUGAGUUGGUGAACCAGAGGGUACACACAAGCAAGGCGGCAGACCGGGGAGGGCUAGUUAUGUGUGUGUGUGGGGUAUGACGCAGAAGCGCGUUACGCUUUCCACAACGGAAGCAGAGUAUGCGGCAAUUGCCGACGACGUCUUGAAGGAAGUGUGACGC